AUGGAGAAAAACCACUCCUUGGUUCAUGUUUUCUACUUUGAUGGCCUUUCAGAUAUUCCUAAUUUGGAAAAGAUUAUCUUCAUUAUUUUUUUAGCUCUCUAUAUAUUCACUGUUAUGGGUAAUGGGGGGAUGAUAUUUCUGAUAACAAAAAGCUCUAAUCUGCAUACUCCUAUGUACUUCUUCGUAAAGCACCUGUCAUUCAUAGAUAUUUUCUACUCAACGGUUAUCAUUCCAAGAACAAUGUCUGAUUUGCUUUCCAGUGAUAAAGCCAUUUCCUUCAUAGCUUGUGCAGCACAGCUGUACUUCUAUUGCUUUUGUGCAAUGACGGAAUUCUUCUUGUUGGUUAUAAUGGCAUAUGACCGGUAUGCUGCCAUAUGCAAGCCAUUACUUUAUUACGUUAUAAUGAGAGAAAAAAUGUGUAUAACUCUGACUACUGUAUGCUAUACAAUAUGCUUCCUCAGUGCAUUGAUACAUACCAAUAACAUUUUCAACUUAAUUUACUGUAAAUCCAACAGGAUAGCCCAUUUCUUCUGCGAUGUACCACCAAUCUUAAAGCUGUCUUGUUCUGAUACUUCGUCCAGUGAGCUUGUUAUUUUUACUUUUAUGGGAACAAAUGUGCUUGUUUGUGUACCAGUCCUUAUAAUUUCUUAUAGCAAUAUAUUCUAUGCCAUAAUUAGAAUCAACUCCACAGAAGGAAGGAAGAAAGCUUUUGCAACAUGUUCAUCUCACCUACUUUCAACUGGUAUAUUAUUUGGGACAUACCUUUACAUGUACAUGCGUCCAACCUCCAUUUUUUUAAGUGAUCAGGAUAAAGUGGUCUCUGUCUUCUACACAGUGGUAAUACCUAUGCUUAAUCCAAUAAUAUACAGCCUGAGAAAUAAGGAUGUGAAGAAAGCUUUUCUUAAAGUCAGCAAAGUAAAUUAA
Molecule: messenger RNA, 924 nt
Organism: Pelobates fuscus (common spadefoot toad)
Lineage: Eukaryota; Metazoa; Chordata; Amphibia; Anura; Pelobatidae
Product: olfactory receptor 5AP2-like
Exons: 1
Coding region: 1-924 (307 amino acids)
Biological process (GO): G protein-coupled receptor signaling pathway
Cellular component (GO): membrane
Molecular function (GO): G protein-coupled receptor activity; olfactory receptor activity
Source: RefSeq, a predicted model, not a curated record